Molecule: messenger RNA, 1512 nt
Organism: Symbiodinium sp. CCMP2592
Lineage: Eukaryota; Dinophyceae; Suessiales; Symbiodiniaceae
Source: the annotation of a GenBank genome assembly
AUGGCUGCUGAUACAAUUUCUCCGCCGCGAUCCCCCUGUGCUUCUGUGCGAUCUGGGUCUGACAAUCCGGGGGAAGAGGUGGACGAGUUUAACAAGGGCAUUGUGGACUUCAUUGCCAGUCGGCAGGCAACACGUCCAGGCGUCGUUCGAGCAGUUCGAGCCGGACGGGUCCUGCAGAACUUCGGACGCGUACUGAGGAACAUCGAUAUCGACGCCGAGCAGCUGUACCAGAUGGGCAGCCAGUCCGAGAGCAUCCAAGAGUUCUGGUCACACAGCUGGCACGCAUCAGCGACUUGGAAGGUUUGGCUCCUGCUCAUGCUGAAAAGAGGCAAAGCGGCUUCCUUGGUCGGCACAGCCGUUGCGUUGGCGAUCGCCGUUUUGUCGUACAUGGAAUGGCUGCCUGCUUGGUACAGACCCGCCAUGUACAAGUCGCCCGAAGUGCAAGAGCUAAAAGCCAGCCCAUGGUGCCUUUGUGGGGGACUGCUUGCGUUCUUCCUGACACUUCUCUACUGGCCAUCCUCCGACCAGGUUUUCCUGGAUCGAGCAUGCAUACACCAGGCGGAUCAAGAUUUGAAGACGGAAGGCGUCGUGAACAUCGCAGCGUUCCUGGAGAAAUCCAAGUCUUUGGUGGUGGUUUGGGAUCGGCUGUAUAUGUCGCGAGCAUGGUGUGUUUUUGAACUUGCCGCCUUUUUGAGCAGGCACAAGAACUCAAAGCCUAUCCCUGUGGUGGUCAAACCGCUUGGCCUGGCACCAUUGACUUUCGUCAUGACUGCGGGCAUAUCUCUCCUGAUGGCCUACGAGAUAAGCCUGCCAUCGGAUGGACUGCUACUCUAUGGCAAGCUGGUUUGUCUGGUGCUCUGGGCGAUUACUUUUAACUGGGUCUUUCGCCGAUGUCUCGAAAACGUCCUCACGGUGGAGGAGCAGUGCCGGACCUUCUCAUGGGCUGCUGUGCAGUCCCACUGCUGCUCAGUGAACCACGUGGAAAAGGGAGUCGCCAUACCCUGUGACAAGGAGUUGCUUUCAUCCUGCAUCAGUAGGUGGUUCGGCUCAAUAGAGGCUUUCGAGGGCUUCGUUAGCACCGACGUGCGUGACAUCUGCGUGGAGCAGCUGCUGCGCAUACCCAUGGGAUAUUGGUGGAGUGUUACCUUCAACGCCUUUGUUUUCUGGGGCCACUUCGAUAUUGCUGUGUCUCGAGCCCAUGCUGGCGAUGCUGCCUUUGCAGUUGGAAUGCUUUGUUCAGGUGUGGCAUGGACCUUUUGGAUUACGCCCGUCCAGUACAUUGCCCUUGCGAGGAUGGCCAUGUGGCAGGCCAAGAGUCGUGAGCGUUGGCUCCUGCGUGGCAUCGUUGUCAACCUCGGAGGCAUAUUCAGCUGCUUUAUGCCCUUCGUUCUCCAACAAGGUUCUUACAUCUUCUUCAUGCCGAACUCGUUGCUGGCCCAUGCCGUGUUCAUGCUCGUGUCCUUGUUCUGGGCACUGGUCCUUUUCUAUGUGCUGGCCCGGUCAUCCUUCUGA